Telopea speciosissima is the source of this 1012-nucleotide messenger RNA. RefSeq names its product lactoylglutathione lyase. The record is from RefSeq and is a predicted model, not a curated record. NCBI's taxonomy places the organism in Eukaryota, Viridiplantae, Streptophyta, Magnoliopsida, Proteales, Proteaceae. Gene Ontology annotation, molecular function: metal ion binding; lactoylglutathione lyase activity. The transcript is spliced from 9 exons. Bases 53 to 745 code for a protein of 230 amino acids.
CGUUUUAAUUCCUUAAAUCAAUCAGUGAGCUCUGCUCGGUCAUUCCCCGUUAAUGGCUACUUCCUUUAUAUCCACUGCAUUCUCUCGCCAUUUUCUCUUUAGAUUUCCCUCCAAAACAUCCACAUCUUCAAUCCCUAUUUUGUUUUCUAACAAGACAAAGGAUUUCAAUAGAUUUCGACUAUUUUCAAUGGCGUCGGAGUCGAAAGAAUCUCCCUCGAACAAUCCGGGACUCCAUACCACCCCAGAUGAAGCAACUAAAGGAUAUUUCAUGCAACAAACUAUGUAUCGGAUUAAAGAUCCUAAAGUCACCCUUGAUUUCUACUCUCGAGUAUUGGGCAUGAAGUUACUAAAGAGGUUGGAUUUCGAAGAAAUGAAGUUCUCCCUGUACUUUAUGGGCUAUGAGGAUCCAGCAACUGCUCCAGCUAAUCCUACUGAGCGAACAGUCUGGACCUUCAGUAAACUGGCUACAAUUGAGCUCACACACAACUGGGGCACUGAAAGUGAGCCCGACUUCAAAGGCUACCACACUGGAAACUCUGAACCCCGUGGCUUUGGCCAUAUAGGCAUCACCGUUGAUGACACAUACAAGGCAUGUGAGAGAUUUGAACAUCUAGGAGUCGAGUUUGUGAAAAAACCUGAUGAUGGCAAAAUGAAAGGAAUUGCAUUCAUUAAGGAUCCUGAUGGCUACUGGAUUGAGAUCUUUGAUCUUAAAACCAUUGGGAAGACAGCUGCUGCUGCUUCUUGAUGUAAUAUGAUAAGAACUUAGGAAAUUCAAGUUGGAAUUCCUACUGUGCUACAUCAAUGAUUUUCACUUAAAUAAUGGACUUUGGUCCUUGAUUUAGAGUAUAAAUUACAACGGUUUCAUCCUGUAUUACUCGUAUAUUUUGACAGCUCAUGCGGAUUGUAAUAUGUCUUAUAUGCUUUCAUGUUUCAUGGUCAAGGCCUUGAGUUGCUCUGUAAUUUAACUCAAUGAGCAUACAACUAAUAAAAAGUUGCAGAUUAUUGUUCAUUC